GAAUAAAGUAGACAUAUUUUAUUUUACAUUGUGUAACUUUGAGCGAGACCUCCCGAAAACAAUAAAAGUUUUCCCUAUAUAUGGAAGCAAAUCACUUCAAUUUAGAAUAAAACAAAACAAAACACACAGCUAAAAAUGGAGGGAAACAAGCAGAUUGUAUUAAAAGACUACGUGAAGGGUUUGAUAAAGGAAUCAGAUUUGAUUCUGAAAACCUCAGAAAUCAAACGGGAUAUUCCCAAUGGUGCCUUUUUGGUGAAGAAUCUCUAUUUAUCUUGCGAUCCUUACAUGCGAUCUCGCAUGGUGAAGAUGGAGUGCAGUUACAUUGACUCUUUUACCCCCGGUGAGGUUAUUGAGGGGUAUGGAGUUGCCAAGGUAGUGGAUUCUUCGAAUCAAAAAUUCAAGAAAGGUGAUUUGAUUUGUGGCAUGACGGGUUGGGAGGAAUACUCUAUCAUCAAAUCUACUGAGACUAUAUUCAAGAUCCCUUCUAUGGAUGUGCCUCUCUCCUACUACACUGGAAUUCUUGGUUUGGCCGGUCUGACUGCAUAUGUUGGAUUUUACGAGAUUUGCUCUCCGAAAAAGGGUGAAAUCGUCUUUAUAUCAGCUGCAUCAGGAGCUGUAGGUCAGCUUGUUGGCCAAUUUGCUAAGCUAUUUGGGUGUUAUGUCGUUGGAAGCGCAGGAUCACAACAUAAGGUUGAUUUUUUGAAGAACAAACUGGGGUUUGAUGAUGCAUUCAACUACAAAGAAGAAUCUGACCAGAAUGAAGCCAUAAAGAGGUACUUCCCCGAAGGGAUCGACAUAUAUAUCGAAAACGUAGGAGGCAAAAUGCUCGAUGCGGUGAUCCCGAACAUGAGACCCUCCGGCCGCAUCACCGCCUGCGAGAUGAUUUCGCAGUAUGACGUGGAGGAGACAGACGCGACACACAACUUGAUGUCUGCGAUCAUAAAGAAAAUCCGAAUGCAAGGAUUCGUCGUCUUCGACUACUUCAACCUCUACCCUAACUACUUGGAGAUGGUGUUGCCUCUGAUUAAGCAAGGCAAAUUGGCAUAUGUUGAAGACAUUGUUGAAGGACUUGAGGCUGCACCAGCUGCUUUGGUUGGACUCUUUUCUGGUCGCAAUGUGGGAAAGCAAGUUGUUCUUGUGGCUCGUGAUUGAUCAAUUUGGGCCUUUCGAUCUUGAUUUAAUGGAAGGUGAGGAUUGAUUUGUGUAUUAAUGUAUAUCUAAAAUAAUUUGUGUAAGCUUCAAUAAAGAAUUACUGUUUUUAUACAUGUAAUACCACUGAAUAGUUCGAAUUUGGAUCCCAUGUUGUGCAUUCAGUCACAACAGGGGAUGUUGUUAGAUACACAAUAAUAAUAUUAUUCUUAAAUUAUAAUAUUAAUAUUUUCAUGUUGAAA
Molecule: messenger RNA, 1391 nt
Organism: Salvia splendens (bonfire salvia)
Lineage: Eukaryota; Viridiplantae; Streptophyta; Magnoliopsida; Lamiales; Lamiaceae
Product: 2-alkenal reductase (NADP(+)-dependent)
Exons: 5
Coding region: 136-1152 (338 amino acids)
Molecular function (GO): 2-alkenal reductase [NAD(P)H] activity
Source: RefSeq, a predicted model, not a curated record